CUCUCUCUCUCUCUCUCUCUCUCUUUUUCACACACCCAACAACACAUAAAGCAAGGGCCAUACAUACACAGAAGAACGUCCACACAGACCCUUCAAAAACAUUCUUUUUUCUCAGCUUUUGUACCCGGUUUCAAGAAAAGUGGUUUUCGCUCUUUUUGAGGAUAACAGUUUCUUCUACCUUUGCUUCGCUUCAGCCAUGGACACUGCUCAAUGGCCACAGGGAAUUGUGGUGAAACCAAUAGAAGAGAUAGUGACAAACACAUGCCCUAAGCCUUCUUCUGCGAAUAAUCUAGAGAGGAAACUUGCAAGGCCUCAGAAAGAAUCAGCCCUAAACUGUCCAAGGUGCAACUCCACCAACACCAAAUUCUGUUACUACAACAACUACAGCCUCACACAACCCAGAUACUUCUGCAAGACCUGUAGAAGGUACUGGACUGAAGGCGGGUCCCUCAGGAACAUCCCAGUUGGUGGAGGCUCAAGGAAGAACAAGAGAUCAUCAUCUUCUUCCUCAUCAACAACAACUUCUAAUAUUUCGAACAACUCAUCAAAGAGGCUUCCUGAUCUGAUACAACCCCAAGGCAACCAAGGUAACCAAGGCCAAGAUCUAAACUUGGGCUUUCCAUCUAAUCAAGUUUUUGCACAGCAUCAAAUCCCCAACAUUGAUCAAAACAGUGACAAGAACAACAACUCUUCUAGUACUACCACAACAGCAUCUCACCUCUCAGCUUUGGAGCUUCUCACUGGUUUGACCUCCAGGGGUUUGAACUCCUUCAUGCCCAUGCCAGUGCCUAAUUCAGAUCCCAACAGCAGCAACAACAGUGCAAGUGUAUAUACAUCUGGGUUUCCCAUGAGUGAGUUGAUGAUCAAGCCAACCCUUAAUUUCUCUCUUGAUGGGCUUGGAAGUGGGUAUGGGAGUGCUCUACAAGGUCAUCAUGUUCAAGAAAAUAGUGGGAGGCUUUUGUUUCCAUUUGAGGAUUUGAAACAAGUGUCGGGCAGUGGUAGUGGAAUUGAUCAUCAUCAGCAGAACAACAAGGAGCAUCAUCAUGGUGGAGACUCAACUGGGUAUUGGACUGGAAUGUUAGGAGGAGGAACAUGGUAAAAAUUUAAGAGGAUCGAAAUAUUCCUGGUCUUUUUCUUCUUUCUUUCUUUCUGAUUUUAAUCUCUAUUUAUUAAUCUUCUUCUCUCAUGGUGGCGGGUGACUUGUUUGGAUUCCUGAGUUCAUAAGUACUAACAGAUCAUAGGAUACAUGGGGCUUUCUUAAUUUAUCACUUUGGAUUUCUACUUUGUCUUGGUUUAAUUAUGGUGGGUUAUUUUUUUGGAGCUUAUUUUAGAUUGGCUUCAUAAAAUUAAGGGCGACUUUUUAUUGGGAUACUACUACUACUACUACUCUAUGAGGAUAUUAGAAGCAAUGAUGAUCAAGAAGACCAGCAGGCCAGAAUUUUUUUUAGGGUAUGUAGCUAGUAGAGAAGAGGCAUGCACUACUGUUCUUGCAUAAUGCCCUUUAUCUCAUGUAAUUGAUCUUCUCUAGCUAUUUUAUCACUAAGAGAAAGUAAAGGGCAGCCCACUGUAAUUUGUCA
Molecule: messenger RNA, 1577 nt
Organism: Rosa rugosa (rugosa rose)
Lineage: Eukaryota; Viridiplantae; Streptophyta; Magnoliopsida; Rosales; Rosaceae
Product: dof zinc finger protein DOF4.6
Exons: 2
Coding region: 197-1099 (300 amino acids)
Biological process (GO): regulation of DNA-templated transcription
Molecular function (GO): DNA-binding transcription factor activity; DNA binding
Source: RefSeq, a predicted model, not a curated record